Molecule: messenger RNA, 504 nt
Organism: Parnassius mnemosyne (clouded apollo)
Lineage: Eukaryota; Metazoa; Arthropoda; Insecta; Lepidoptera; Papilionidae
Source: the annotation of a GenBank genome assembly
AUGCAGCCAGUACAGCCAGGAGCUUCCAACGGUAAUCCUUAUGAGAAGAAACCUUUCACUUACAUGCCUCGCGUUGCGGUCACAUCACCUUUCAAGGCCCCCGUGCACAUCGAUGUAGGGGGCGUCAUCUACACAUCUUCGCUGGAGACACUAACAACGUACCCGGAAUCAAAGCUUGGGAGAAUGUUUUCUGGGGCUAUUCCAAUAGUGUUGGAUACGCUGAAACAGCACUAUUUCAUUGAUCGCGACGGCGGAAUGUUCCGGCAUAUUCUCAACUUUUUGAGAAACAAAAAGCUAUUGCUGCCUAACGAUUUUCCCUACGUUAAUCUUUUACUACAAGAAGCUCAAUACUUUGAACUGGAUCAUAUGGUGUUGGCUCUGACCACUUUUAAGCGAGAGAGGGAAGAAGUGAAACUGGAGUGGGAUUGCCACCAUGAAGCUGAGUCUACUGCUGAGGAAUACUUGCCUCAGAAAUGGAAAAGAUGCAGGAGAGAGGUUAGAUGA